AUGCCUCACAAACUUCAAAAUGAGAAUAUGUAUGAAGUACGAGGAGUGUAUGCUAAUCAAGAGCUUUUGGUAUUGAUAACGAAGAUGAUUGGUAAGGAAGUACUGCUUGAAACUCGCGAUGGAUUGACGUUUGAAGGAAUAUUUGCAGGUUGCUCUCCAGAUUUCGAUGUUGGUUUGAGGUGCGCACAUGAAGUAGUCCCAGAUGAGCAAAAGAACUUGUUACCUCAUAAAGAUCAAAUCAUCGAGAAACUUCAGUUUGAAAGGGAUUGCGUUUAUAGCAUGGGAGCAAAAUAUCGGGACGAAAAACGGAUUGAAGGAUUUGCUACGGAUCGUGAAUAUGCGGAUCAGAGCGGUUCUUUGGCAGAUAUGGAACUACAGGUUUGGGAAUCCGAAGAUGACUUUGACAAUGGUCUUCUAUUAAACGAUGAUCAAGAAGAUGGUUGGUCUGUUGAGCAGAUGUUUCAGGCGAAUGAUGUUCUGGGGGUCAAAAGCACAUUCGACGAGAAUAUGCCCGAAUAUGCCACGGCUGAUGUGCAGGGUGACGCAGAAGAUCUUAAGCGGGCAGAACGAAUUGCACAAGAAAUCAAUAGUAGCAGCGCAAGUAGAGCACGUGCACAGCUGGAAAAUGAUGACGAAGAGCGUGAUUUGGAUAGAGAGACGUCAGAAUUUCAAAUACAACACAGUAGCCGAAAAGCCUCGAGCACUGGGAUAUCCGCAUUGUGUCCUGUUAAGAGCUCUUCGAUACAAAAUGGAUCUAAUAUCUGUAAUCCAUUCAGACGUGGCAGCUAUUCAGGAAAUAUUCGAGAUAGAGCGAUGAACGUGAACAGAGGGCCACCGAACGGUAGACGAUCGGAAGGGAUGGCAAAUACAGGAAGAGGGCGCGGAUCGUAUGGAUCCAGUGGUGGCUCAUCACGUUUAUUUACAAAUUCAUCAAUGGGUCAUGGAGUAAGGCCUCAAAAUUCUGUUGGAUCAGGGCCUACUUCACGUUAUGCAUCUAGUGGUAUUUUGGAGAGACCGACUGCGCAGGAACUACAUCUGCAGUUUGGCCAGUGGGUUAGACGUGGUGAAAGUUCAGGCUCCUCUUCAACUACAGAUGGUGUAAGAGGUGGAAGACGAUCGGAGCAAGUAAUUGGAAAUAAUACGAGAAUUUAUGACCAUCGUUUGAUGACCAGUCAGCAUGAAGGACAACCUACACGUGAGGAAAAUAAAAACGUGCAUUAUUCGAGUACAUCAAAUAAUAUGGGUGGCGCUUCGCGGCAGCAAGCAUCAAAGCAAACAGAACGGGUCAGAAAUUUAAAAGAAUUUCAUCAGAAUUUCAACAGUACUUUCCAGCCAUCUCAUUCCGUGCAUAAUAAUGCAGAUGAUAUUCAGCGUACAAACGCCGUGCAAGGAACAACAACACCUGGGCUAGCACCAAGGCCUAUUAAUAAUGCUUGGAAUAAAGGACCUCCUCCUGGUAUGCGAGCUCCGUCUUCGUCAACACAAACGACCGCAAACCAUCGCCCAGGAAUUUCAUCUGCUAGAGAUGUGGAAACAUCAGCAUCUAUAACAGCAACAGCAGCAUCAUGUACACCGAGUACAGAACAACGAUCACAACAAGGGAUCGUCAAGGCUCGAGGAACUGUACAAGCACCAGCUGCUUCUGGUGUUUCAGGUCGCUCAGUAACAGAUGUAGCAUCGACAGCAGUUCCCGAAUGUCGUCCAAACAAACCAACAUCUACCGUUCCUGGAUCUGAUACGACAUCGCCUAAUGUAGAAGCAACAGUUGUGGUUUUAGAUACGCAAACUGCAGCUACGCCUAUUACAGCGCGGGAAAUUCAACAAACGCACCAGUUGUCUGCUGCAGCAUCAUCAUCAUCUAUUGCACCUACAGAUCCAACACCUAGUUCUGCAGUUAUUGAUACUGCAAAGACGACUGUAGCAAAUUCUGUGACGACAGCAUCGGAAGGAAAGCAUUUCGUUUGGAAUCCAGAUGCACCGUCGUUUGUGCCCCGCAGUUUAACUAAUCACCGCAGUAAUGAGUCGCAAAGCCAUCGCCCAGCAUUGCACAGUAUUCGAACACCUCCCGCUGCACCAUUACCGCUUAUGUCUACACACAUCGCUGCACCAGGGCAAAUUCAAGGUUUGGCCCUUGCCAAUCCACAGGCUUUAUCUGUUCAGAAUGUGCCGUCAAUUGCUCAUGCUGGACCACCACAAAUGUUUCCAUAUGCGCAUGCGAACGCAUAUGGUGCUGCCAUGCCGGUUUAUUACAACCCACCGGUUGUGCAGAGUACGCCAAGUGCCGCUGCAGCAACAGCAACUGCAGCAGCGAAUGUGACGGGUGGUCCAAUUGUUGCAAGUACUGCCGGUUUACCGAUUGGUCGCCAUGGACAAGUGGCUGGACAAGCACCUUCAACUAAUCGGCGAAAUCAACAGCAACAAUUCAUGCAAGGUGUCGCUGGUAUGUAUGUUCCUGGAGCCAGUCAACCGUAUGCCCAACAGCUCAUGUCACAGUAUCAGAUGCCCUAUUUUGCACCAUAUCCAUCGCAGCUCUCAAUUGGAGCUUCAUCGAAUAUGCCACCACCACCGAUACCACCUCCAUCUACAAAUGCGGUACUCACGGCUCCUCCACCUUACCAAAUCAUACAGACUCAAACUCAACAGCAGACUGGAUUUCCACGGCAGCUAUAUCAAGGCGAUCAUUCCGUCAAUUACAUAUCUCGUUUGCCGCAGUCUCAUCCAGCUAUAGAUUACACUGCAACAGCGUCAACACAGCAACAACCGCAGCAGGGAUCAAGUGCUGCUUCGAGCAAUGGAACAGGUUCAAAUGGGCCUAACAGUCAGCCGGCCACACCUGGACCUGUGAUAUCACCUCCUCAGGUACAACAACAACAGCAAUCAGUAUCAAUAUCACAAUAUCCGCAAUCCGGAACGCCGCAAUCGCCACAUCCUGUGCUUGUUCCACUUCCACCUGGUGCAGCUCCGCAAAAUGCACAGCCACACAUGUACGUCCAAGCACCGCAGUUUCCGUUCAUCACCCCUGGACAGCCAGGCUUUGUGAUGGCGUAUGGACCACAGCCAGUUGUUGUUCAUCCAUCUGUCGCAGCACCAGCGGCUCAUGUUCCCUUUUCACAAGCACAUCAAACGCAUGCACAACCGAAUAUGUUCGAACAAUUCCAGGGAGCUGUUGUUGAAACGGCUGCUUUGCAACAGCCGCAAAUACCGAGUAGUUUGCCUCAUCAACCCUACGUUGCUGGUGAUCAGUUUUAUUACAUGCACCCACAGCAGCAGCAGGGAGUAUUCCAACAACAGCAGCAGCAGCAGCAGCAGCAACAACAGCAUCAGCAGCAACAGCAACAGCAACAGCCUCCUCUGCCGCAGCAACAACAAGCGGGUAGUGCGGGAUCAAUACGCCACAAUUCAGUAAACAGUCCACCACAUCAACACCAAGCUUUUCAACCUGGUGGUGCUACUCAAAACGGUUCGGCUCCACCAAAUGGUCAGUGUUGGAAGUUAUUUGGCUUUAGCUACUUUUCAUAUUAA
This is a messenger RNA of Cercopithifilaria johnstoni, 3522 nucleotides long. NCBI's taxonomy places the organism in Eukaryota, Metazoa, Nematoda, Chromadorea, Rhabditida, Onchocercidae. The record is from the annotation of a GenBank genome assembly.